Synchytrium microbalum is the source of this 957-nucleotide messenger RNA. RefSeq lists its product as uncharacterized. Lineage: Eukaryota; Fungi; Chytridiomycota; Chytridiomycetes; Synchytriales; Synchytriaceae. The coding region runs from base 1 to 957 and encodes 318 amino acids. The transcript has 7 exons. The record is from RefSeq and is a predicted model, not a curated record. Gene Ontology annotation, molecular function: protein binding.
AUGCUGAAUCCAUUAUCAAACCCAAAAGGUUACCCCAUUUACGCUAUGGAUCUAGUCGCAUCACCUUCAGAACGACUUCCUGCCCGGAAACAUUGUCCUUCAAUCUUGACACUUAUUUCUCUUUUUCAGGACAAUCUAUUCCCUGCGAAUUAUGUGGAGAAUUCCACCGAGCACCGCGAUCUAGAUUACAAGAGCAUACAUGAUCGUGUGUGCCCGCUUAUAUCCUCGCUCAAGCGAAUCAGUAACAGACCUGGUUCUGAAGAAGAGCGAAUGGAAAAUGCCAGACAGGUCAAGGCUCUCAAGACUCAGAUCUAUGAAAAGUCAACUGAACGUGCAAAGACUUGGCUUGCUCAACAAAAGUUCGAUCUCGUCAUACCAGCAGCAUCUCAAUCUCUCCGCCUAGCACUCGCACUCUUUUCACAAGACGGAAGUCUGGAAGUCGUCACAUCACGACUAAUUCUUGGAGAAGCGUGCUGCGGAAUGACUCAAUAUGCUGCUUGUGAAGAGCACUUGUCGCAGGCUCGGUGGGCAAUGACCAAAUCUGGAAGCACAGAUCCAUCCACGAGAGCAAGAUUACAUCGAGCUACCGCUGCCUUAUAUGCUGCAAAGGGGGAUCGUACUAAGGCGAUUGAGGAGCUUGCUUCUGAGAUCUACUAUCUGGGACUAUCAUAUGGGCCUGAUUCACCAUACUGUGGUGAUGCUUUAUCUCGACUAGGAACCGCAUUUGAAGGCCUUGCAAAACCCGAUGCUGCUUUUGCGUCUCAUGUUAUGGCUACCACAUGUUGGAAUCAAGACUUUUCAAAAGGGUUUGAUGAUGCAUUGACGUCGGAAGGUGUACAUACAUUGUCAUCAGCUAGAGACUGCUUCUCAAAGAUGGGCCCCUCGUAUGUAAAACAACUCCAACAGGCUGAUAAUUUACUCGAAGCAUUGUUGAGGACGCAAUCACUGCGUCGGUAA